AAGACAUUCACCAUACACUUUUGGAUGGGACACUAAUCCACUAUCAAGUCCGUUCAAUUAAAAAGUUAUUGGACACUUAAAUACCGCGUAAACCACCUUUCUUGAAGGAUGGACUAUGAAUGACUGAGCAGCGUCGUCAAAAGUGGUGUGAUUUGGCGUCUUCUGGUCUUUGGCGUCGACCGGCGUCUUGAUUCUUCAACACAAUAGACGUUUUGCAGCGCCAUCUCUUGCUUUGAUCUCUGGGCAAAGAGACUCUCAAACCCUAACUGAUUUUAAAUGAGUUUUAUAGAAAAGUGCUAAUUUAGGGAUUAUUUUGUUGUACUUUUGCAUCUGAGUUGAUCUUAGCUGUGACUGCUUAUCCUAUGUAACUGUUUAUAAGAAGACAUUGGAGUUGGAGGAGCCAUAGAUCUGAUAAAUCCACAUUGAAAACCUCAACCUAACAUUUGCACAUGGAAUCUCCAGCUAACACUCGCGACCUCAACAGGAAACGUGAAGACUAUUUGGAAUGGCCGGACUAUUUUAUGGCAACCGCUUUUCUAGCGGCGAAAAGAAGCAAAGAUCCAUGCUCUCAAGUGGGCGCUUGUAUAGUCAACGAAGACAAUGUUAUUGUCGGGAUUGGAUACAAUGGAAUGCCAAAGAACUGCAGUGAUGAUGAAUUCCCAUGGUCCAAAGGAUCCAAAUCCGAUUUGGACAACAAAUAUUUGUAUGUGUGCCACGCUGAGCUGAACGCAAUACUUAAUAAAAAUUCGGUCGAUGUUCGUAAUUGUACUAUGUAUGUCGGCCUGUUCCCCUGUAAUGAAUGUGCCAAAGUGAUCAUCCAGUCUGGAGUUAAGCAAAUUAUCUAUAUGUCAGACAAGCACGGAAUGAAACAAUCCACCAUUGCCUCCAAACGAAUGCUUGAUGCCGCUGGAAUUAAAUAUAAGCAAUUCGCCCCAAAGAACCGGAAAAUAAUAAUCGACUUUGAUGAGAUCAACUGGAAUGAUCAGAACCAACUGCCCACCAGUCCUGUAAUGGACAACACCGCAGAAAAACUGGAGAAAAUGUCUUUGAGCAAUGGUUUGCGCACUCGCUUGGAUCUUGAGCACUCAUUUAACGGCCACAAACCGCAAGAAUCGUAGUGGGCUGGUUUUAACGUACAUACUCAAGUUGGUGAACUAAAUGACACCUGACAUGUGACAAGUGACGUCCCCUACUACGAGCAUGGGAGUUUUGUAGAUACGAAUCAGUUACCAGUAUAAAAGUCUCCAAGUUGUACAAGCAAGCUUAAGAUAUUUAAAACAUUCAAAGGUAUUUUAAAUCAAUAAAGUCUUCCAAAAAACAA
This is a messenger RNA of Dendroctonus ponderosae (mountain pine beetle), 1321 nucleotides long. Its product is annotated as deoxycytidylate deaminase. Gene Ontology annotation, cellular component: cytoplasm. Gene Ontology annotation, biological process: dTMP biosynthetic process; dUMP biosynthetic process. Lineage: Eukaryota; Metazoa; Arthropoda; Insecta; Coleoptera; Curculionidae. The coding region runs from base 450 to 1118 and encodes 222 amino acids. Gene Ontology annotation, molecular function: dCMP deaminase activity; zinc ion binding. The record is from RefSeq and is a predicted model, not a curated record. The transcript is spliced from 4 exons.